AUGGAGGAGAAGAUUAAAGUUUAUAUAAAUCUUAAAUAUGAUGAAAACUCAAUAUGGAAAUAUCAAAACAAUCAACUAAGUUAUGAAACUGAACAUGAAACAAAAUUCUUAGAUGUUAGUCAGGGUAUCACAGUAAAAAACUUACCAAAAUUAUUUGACUCAUUUAACAGAACAAUACAUUCUGAUUUGAUAGAAAAGAUUGUUGAUAACUUUUUGAAUAAAAAAGAUACCACUGUAUUUGCAUACGGUCAAACUGGCAGUGGUAAAACUUUUACUUUAUCAGGAAAAGAUAUUGCUGAUUCAAAACAGGUUGGUAUAGUAGAAACAACAAUUGAAAAACUGUUCGAUUCUUUUGACUCCUUAUCAAUUUCUAUAUUUGAAAUUUAUAAUGAAAGAGUUUAUGAUGUUUCAAACGUGAGAAAAGAAAUCAAAAUGUUUACUAAAUCAGAUGGAUAUGCUUAUUUAAAGAAUAUUGAAACAAGAAAAUGCAAAUCUAUAAGUGAAACUCGAGAAUUUUAUAAAAAUGCUUUAAUAAAUAGAAGAACAUCUUCAACUGAAUUUAAUUUAAAUUCAUCAAGAUCCCAUUUAGUUGUUCAAAUUAAAAAUGACUCUAAUUUAAUCAAUUUUAUAGAUUUGGCAGGAUCUGAAAAGGCUACCACAGAAGCAGAAAGAAAGUGUGAGGGACGUUACAUCAAUACAAGUUUAUUAGCACUGGGUAAUGUUGUCAAUUCUUAUGUAAAAAAAGAAAAACCUAAAUUUAGAGAUUCUAAGUUAACUAGAAUACUUCAAGAGUCUUUUGAGUCAGGUGCCAACAUUAUUGCUUUGUGUAUGAUUAAUCCUCUUAAACAUCACAUUUCUGAUUCUGUUUCUACAAUCAAUUUUGCUGCAAGGUUAGCAAAUAUAAACGUUAUUAAAAAAACAGAAGAGAAUACAUAUGAUUUAGAAUUCAUUAUUGAUGAAUAUAAAUGUUCAGAGAUGAUGAUUGCUUGCUUUGAAGAUUAUGAAAACACUAUUUCCUAUUAUAGAAAUUAUAUUAAAAAAUUAAAAAAUCAUAUAAAUAAAGUUUAG
This is a messenger RNA of Hepatospora eriocheir, 1068 nucleotides long. The record is from the annotation of a GenBank genome assembly. Lineage: Eukaryota; Fungi; Microsporidia; Hepatosporidae.